CGAUAACAGCUACCGAAGCGCGAGUUACUGCCAGCUGACGGCCAUGUGGGGAGUGGGGGAGAACGACCGAUAAUCGCCGACGGAGUGCCAGCCGCCUGCGCAGCGCAGUUCGCCUUCCUCACCCACCGCGGCAGGGCGCUACGCAGCUGUCGCGCUACAUUCUUUGUUUACAUCGGACGCGUUUCUUUGUUCAAAUUAGCGCGCGAUGGAUAAAGUGCGUUUUGUUGUGUUAUAGUUAUUUUUGUUUGUGUGAGUGAAAGUUUACGAACAUGGCCAGUGAACAUUCUGAGUCCCAGGAGACCAGCUCCACGUCUCUAUUGGAAGACUCGCUGACCAUAUCGUUCGAAGACAUCAGCUACGUCGUCCGACAUGGCAUCUUGGCGGGAGGACGCAAGACGAUCCUCGACGAAGUAUGCGGCACCUUCAACGCUGGCGAGCUGACGGUCAUAAUGGGACAGUCCGGAGCCGGCAAGAGCACUCUCAUGGACAUUCUAGCGGGAUAUACAAAGCCAACAAGUGGGAAUAUCUUCAUCAAUGGUCGACUGCGCAAUGAAAAAAACUUUAGACGGAGAUCGUGUUACAUUCUACAAGACGACAGAGUACAGGAUAUGCUCACUAUCAAGGAAUCACUACACAUAGCAGCAGAACUCAAAUUAGGAAAUCAUAUUAGCAAACAACAGAAAAAACAACGAAUACAUGAAAUAAUCACAUCACUUGGUUUAAGUAAUUCCAAACACACAAGAGCUGGACUUUUGUCUGGUGGACAGAAGAAAAGGCUGGCAAUAGGUUUGGAAUUAAUCAGUGACCCACCGGUUAUGUUCCUAGACGAACCAACAAGUGGGCUGGAUAGUUCAAUAUCGAAGCAAAUAGUAUAUUUACUUCACCUUUUAGCGCGGCAAGGGCGGACGGUGGUGGUGACCAUGCACCAGCCGUCCGCCGCUCUCUUGAGCAUGGUGGACCGGCUGUACGCCGUGGUGGCAGGCCGCUGUGCCUACGUCGGCUCCGUACCCCAGCUCCUGCCUUAUCUAGAGCAUAUGAACUUAAUGUGCCCACCCUAUCAUAACCCUGUGGACUUUUUAAUCGAAAUAUGUGUAGAGAAUGCGAGUGAUUUAGUAGAAAGUUCUGGAAAUGGGAGGAACAAUAGAUGGACUGCAAACAGCAUAUCUCAUGAGACUGAUAGUAAUUUAAUAGAAAUAUCUAGUCUAAGUGCCUGUAAAGAGGUUUGCCUGACGACGCUGCCGGCUCCUAAAGAAGAUCCAACGAGUAAAAUACUAUUAGCACUGAAGAGCACAUACAACACGUCGUUUAUCAAACAAUUUGCCACACUCACUCGGAGGUCACUUUUGACGAUAUGGAGGGACCCUUCGUUCACCCUAAUGACGACGGGCAUACACUGCGCGAUGGCACUCUUCAUAGGGUUCCUAUUCUACAACAUCGGACACGACGCCAAACACGUGCGGGACAACUACAACUUCCUGUACUUCAGCCUCAUGUUUCUCAUGUUCACCGCUUUCAGUGGUGUCACUAUUAGCUUUCCCGAACAAAUCCCAGUGAUUCGGCGGGAGCAUUUCAACAGGUGGUACACGACGGGUGCCUACUACACUUCGACUAUAGCAUCGACGUUGCCAACGCAGACAGUGUGCACAUUGUCUUACGCGUUCAUUGUGUACUGGCUCACCGGACAACCCACGGAACUACCACGGUUCGCUGGCUUCUGCUUAAUAUUGCUCUUAGUCUCCUACGUCGGGCUCUGUAAAGGACUGCUCAUCGGAUCCUUGUUUAAUGUAAAGAAUGGAGUGGUAUUCGGGCCUUUCUUUAUAAUGCCGUUCACCGUGUUUUCCGGGUUCUUCCUCCGAUAUUACGAUGCGCCGUUCUUCGUGCGUUGGCUGUUCCAGGCAUCUUUCCUCAAACAUGGUCUUGUAGGCCUCGUACUAUCCAUCUACGGUAUGGACAGACCUAAACUUGUGUGUUCAGAAUUGUACUGCCAUUACGCAUACCCCAAUCUAUUCCUUCAAGACAACUAUAUUGUUGGUGAAAAGUUCUCAAUGCUUAUACUUGCAUUGUUCUCUAUUGGGAUUAUUGUAUCUGUAUUAGCUUUUAUUAUUUUAAAAAUAAGAUUAAAGAGCAAAUGGUAAGAUUUAGGGGUUGAAAAUGUAUUGCGUUAAUGAAAGUGAGACGGGAUGUAAAAAUCUCGUUAUCUUAAUACAUAAGUAUGACAACGUAACUAGUCUGUUUGAAAAGCGAGCCAUAGAAUGCGCAGGGUGCGUGUGUGUAGUGCCAGCAUUAUUAAUUAUGAUAUUUUUAAUAAAACUACAUCGAAAUAAAUUAUCAAGCAACAUAUAUGCCAGCUUCAGUUCAAUUAUACCUAGGCAUAUUUUGUCACACAAAUAUUGUAACAAACUCGAGCAAAAUACUAACUUUAAAUUAUGUGUGACAAAAUUCAUUUUGGAUACAAAAUAAGUGGCAAUUUAAAAUAUGCUAGACAUUCCAAUGUAAGUGUAAAUAUUGUAUAUUUUAAGGGUCAGCAGUAACCAUUACCAUAGAUUAUAAUAUUAUUACAAGCUCAAAGUGUUUACAUUAUAAUUUAAAACAUGUGUACAAGUAUGUAAGUCAGUACCAAUUGUAAAAAAAUACAUCAAUAUGUACUAUUAUAAUUGUUAUAAUAAAAAAAUAUUUCAAUAAAUACUUGUAAUUAAUUCAUAAAUUAGAAUAAAAAAGUUAUAUAACAAUAAAAAUGUAUAAAGUAGAUCAGAGAGUUGCAGUAAACGCAUGAAUUCCUUAGUAUCAGGGGGCGGGUUGAUCAGAGCUUCCCGAAAUAUAAAAACACGUUGUUUGUAAUUCAAUUAAUCGUUAUUAUAAUAAAACUACCCUGAUUACUAAUGAAGUCACGUGCGUACCGUAAAGUUUGUUUAUUUAAUACCAAAGAUUACAAAUAUCAUUAUAGACACGCCGGUUCUAAAUACACAAAUUAUUGACAUAUCUGAGAAAUAGACAGAUG
Molecule: messenger RNA, 2998 nt
Organism: Spodoptera exigua (beet armyworm)
Lineage: Eukaryota; Metazoa; Arthropoda; Insecta; Lepidoptera; Noctuidae
Source: the annotation of a GenBank genome assembly